AUGCCAGGUGGUCUGCAGUGUCUGAAGGUCCCCAGUGAUUGGAUGCUGGAAGAUGUAGAGAAUUCUGAACAUUCAUACAAUGUUGAAAGCUUCUCCAUAGAGGAGGCAGUGAAGAGCAGUUCUAGUGGAUCUCUGGUGUCUGUAAGUGGCAUGGUGUCCUCUCGUUCCAUGUGUGACAUGCAGAACACGCACACACAGCAACGCCGAAUACGUCCUCUAGACAACUUCCUGCCACCUGGUGUCUCCAUUAAGGUGAUCCUGACUCAGCCUACCAGCCAAUCAACAGUAUCCGUCUAUUUAGAUCUGACGCUGGGCUCGUACCCUCUUGGGCUGCUCCCGGGGGCCACCGUGCUGAUGCAAGGGCUGGAGAGGAAAGUGUCCAGGUCAGGCAGAGCUUAUCUUCGCAGUGUGUCCACCACCUACAUCAAGGUUCUGAGCCCUCCGACAGAGAUCAGUGACAGUUAUCCAGCUCCACCUCUGGUGCUAUUCAGGCAACUUUCCGGUUUUCCAUCACCCCAGCGUGCCGUGUGUUCAGUGACUUGUGUCCUCAGUGUCACCUUGUCCUGGGACUGCUCCUUGUGUUACAGCACUUUCACCCAGGGAUCAUGCGAGCGAUCGCCCUUCUGCACCUCUCAGUCUGGAGUCUUCCGAGCAAAUGCUUGUGUGAAGGCAGAGGACGGCUCCGGGGGAGGUCCAGCUGUACCUCCAGGAUGAUGCGGUCUGUCUGCUCCUGGCCAUCCCCAGCAACCUCUGGGAGGCGCUGAAGAGCCAAGUUGUGACUAGAGGGAAAGUAACGGUGAAGAAUCGGGGCAGAAGUGAACUGCCGAGUGAAGAGCACAGUGAAGACUCUCUGGUGGAUCAUGUGAGCCGCCUCAUGUCCCGCUCAGCUGUGUCUCGUCCCCUAGUCGUGACAUUCAAACAGACGAGAAUUGGUGGAGCCCAGACCUCAGCAGCGGCUCAGCUUACCCGAUUCACCCGAGGAGACAGAGAUUACUCGACUCGUGUGCCGUCACCUCCCACUCUGACCUGUCUGCAGCUGCAGGAAGUGGAGCCCCGUGACUUGUGCCACCUGAUCAGAGAGCGCCAAUCACGUGCCAGUUAG
Staurois parvus is the source of this 1102-nucleotide messenger RNA. NCBI's taxonomy places the organism in Eukaryota, Metazoa, Chordata, Amphibia, Anura, Ranidae. The record is from the annotation of a GenBank genome assembly.